Coccomyxa subellipsoidea C-169 is the source of this 2580-nucleotide messenger RNA. RefSeq lists its product as hypothetical. The record is from RefSeq and is a predicted model, not a curated record. The annotation marks the transcript as partial. Gene Ontology annotation, cellular component: nucleus. The transcript has 18 exons. Gene Ontology annotation, molecular function: protein binding. Gene Ontology annotation, biological process: regulation of transcription by RNA polymerase II. Lineage: Eukaryota; Viridiplantae; Chlorophyta; Trebouxiophyceae; Coccomyxaceae.
CUGGUGGGGCGGCAAGUGCGCGUGCUGUGGCCCCACGACAACGCCUGGUUCCUGGGCAGCGUCAGUAGCUACAACCCAGAUGAUGGCAAGCAUGAGGUGAGGUAUGAGGAUGGAGAUAUGGAGAGCAUUCUGAUGGCCACAUCGAGGGUCCGACUGGAGGUCUCUGCUGGCGAGACCCUCCAGGCAGAGGAGCUGAGGACACUUGCAGAGCAGCAGGCCGCUGCUGCAGCAGGGAGUCGACCUGAUGAUCAGGAUCCAGCGUCCAACGCACCUGAGGCCGGUGAGCAGACAUUUGGGUUGGGGGAGGUGGUGUGGGCGCGCGAGAAGGGGUGGCCUGCCUGGCCGUCCGUGGUCAUCACCCUGGAGAGCGCCAGGGAUUUGUCACCCUUGAGGCCAUGCAAGGGCGGCGUGACAGUGUGGUUCUUUGGCACCUACGAGAUGGGCUGCAUCAAGCCUGCGGAGAUAGCGGGACUCAGGACCGGGCUGGACCAGGAGCUGCAUGUCAAGUGCAAGCGCGCUGUCAAGGUGUUCCGACGCGCCCUGCAUGAGGCCUACACCUACCUCCAGGCAAGCCUUCUUCCCUAUGCAGAGCUAAUUUUUUCCAGAGUAUCUAUGAUCAGGACUGACCAGAUGAUCUUGGACAGCAAUGAUGAGUCAUGGUUUGCCGAUGCGGAUGAGGCCCCUGAUGGAGACUUCACUGGAGCAGACUUCCCUCUGAAGCUGGGCAAGAACCUGACUGUGAACUCCCUGGGGCGGAUUGAGUUCCUGCGCCAGGCCUUCCACAACAAGAAGUACCUGUGGCCGCUGGGCUACUCUGCCAUGCGCACAGAGACCCUGCCCAACGGCAAGCGCAUGGCCUGCCACUGCCAGAUCCUGUCCUCGCCAGACACCCUCGCACCCAUCUUCAGGGUGACGCCGGAGGGGGGCGUUCCUGUGGAGGCGGACCACCCGGGGCGCGCAUGGAAGGAGGUGCUGGCGGCCACGGGCGCGGAGCGGCGGGCGGCCGGCCUGUCGGGCCCGCGCAUGUUCGGCCUGGACAAUCCGGCCAUCGCACGCAUGAUCCAGGCGCUGCCGCACGCCGGCCGCUGUGCCUCCUUUGACGCCUGGCUCGGCGAGCGGCCCCCCUGCGAACCCCUGCGCCUGCCGGCCGGCAUCCGCGCAGUGCCCGCUGAUCGAGCAGUCCAGGGAGUCUGCAGUGUGUGCGGGGAGGAGGAGGAGACGGAUGCCAACCACCUGCUGCAAUGUGAUGGCUGCCGCGAGUUCGUGCACAUGGACUGCUACGGCGUCGGCGCGCCGCCGGAGGGCCGCCUCUGGCUGUGCGAUGUCUGCAAACUGGGCCCGAGCCGGGCGCCUGCAUGCGCCCUGUGCCCUGUGGAGGGCGGACUGCUGAAGCGCACCACGUGCGGCCGCUGGGUGCACUCGGCAUGCACGCUGUGGGUUCCCGAGACCGCCAUCGACUGCGACGUGGGCCUCGUGGACGGCCUCCAGUAUAUUCCCAAGGCAUGCCACAGACUCCCACUGAGCUGCGCUGUGUGCAGCCAGGCGUACGGCGCGUGCAUCCAGUGCGCCGGCCACCGUUCCUGCUGCGCCUCCUUCCACCCGCUCUGUGCCCGCGCCGCCGGCCUUUGCAUGCGGGUGUGGAGGGAGGGAACAGCGCUGAGCGCGGGGCUGCGGCUGAUGUGCUACUGCCCGCGCCACACCGCCCUCCUGGAGUCCUCCACUCUCAAGGCCCGCAUGUCUAUUCCUCCGACCCCCCUGCCUCCCUCCCGGGCCCUGCGAGCACAGAUUCAGACAGCGCCCUGCUCGCGAUGCAUACCGUACAACCACGAGCUGCGCCGCGGCCACCGGGCCCCAGACGCCAUCGUCGCGGCCCUCGCCAAGCGCGCCUUCGUCCGCGCGACUCCCUACCUCGUCACCAUGGCGCGCACGCAGCCGCCGGCCUUGACCGGCGCAGCGGCUGCACGGGGGCCGGCGCCGGGCGGCCGCGCCGUGCAGUCCCUAGCGGAGCGCUUCAAGGAGAUGCGGCGCACCGUUACGGCGCGGCUCACCUGCGGCAAGAGCGCGAUCCACGGCUGGGGCGCGUUCACCAAGGUGCCGGCGGCGGAGAGCGACAUGCUGGUGGAGUACAUGGGCGAGCUGCUGCGGCGGCCGGUGGCGGAUGCGCGCGAGCGCCGCACCUACGACCGCCUCGUGGGCGCCGGCACCUACGUCUUCGGCCUCUCCGACGAACUCGUCGUCGACGCCACGCGCAAAGGCAACAUGGCGCACCUGCUGAACCACUCGUGCGAGCCCAACAGCUACAGCCGCACCGUCUCCGUGCGCUGCCCCGACACCGGCACGCUCUCAGACCACGUCGUCAUCUUUGCCAAGCGCGCCAUUGCCGCCGGGGAGGAACUCACCUACGACUACAGGCGCGCACCUUCCCACAGCACCCCACACAAACUGCCAUGCAACUGCGGGGCGGCCACGUGCCGCGGCUUUGUGAACCUGCCCAAGGCCAGCGCGGACAGCGAUGUGCAGCUGGUGCUGCGGUCGCGCCUGAAGCCCUAUAUCACCCCUGCUGCAAACCUAGCAAAGUGA